CCUCGAUUCCUUCCAUUGACCCAGUCUGUCCUUCUGUCCUUCUAUCCUUCUACAGUAAAACGUAGCUGCUUUUUUCCAUCCUUGACAAUGAUGAUGAUGGAUGGGAGGAUUAGAAGUGGAGUUCUUCGCUCGCGCUCGCGCUCGCCGCGUGCGCCAGGUGCGGAUAGACGGACGGCGGCGUUUUUCGUUCGAACGUUUUCUUGCCCAGUGUUCUCACUCACUCGACUGUGGGAAAUGCGUGGUGACGCGCGUGGCGCUUUUUGGGGAGGUAUGCCGAAAAAAGAUUGGUCUCGCCUUUGCUGUUAUGUGUGGGGCGGACAUAAUGCCAUACCUAUGCUGCGCUCUCCAUUCCCAUACCUUGGUCCGCUUAUGUGCGUCUGGGGUGCUAAGGGUGGGGUUUGCUGA
Messenger RNA from Periconia digitata, 405 nucleotides. NCBI's taxonomy places the organism in Eukaryota, Fungi, Ascomycota, Dothideomycetes, Pleosporales, Periconiaceae. The record is from the annotation of a GenBank genome assembly.